UGAACGCUGGCGCCUGGAAGCUGGAAUUCCCUCAGUUUUUUUGGGCUUUGGCCCGACCUUUGCGCCCCUUUGGUCUUUGGUUGAGAGGAAGAAUGUCUCGCAAAAAGAAUCAAUCCAAUCCUUCCAAACUCUGGACGAUCGCCAUGGGGAAGAAAUCCAAGAAGAAGCGUACUGCUUCUGCUGGUGGCUGCAGUCGUGCUGCUGCCGCCGGAAAGAAGCCGUCGUCUCAGGGAAUGACCAACGGUACAGGCAGCGCCAAUGCCAAUGCCACAGUUGGCUUUGGUGGUUGCAGUGAUGAUUCUUUGAAUUCAGAUAAUUUGCGCUUUUGUUUGGCAUUGGCGGCUGACAAGAAGAACCCAGAAGCCAAAAGGCUUCUCCAAAUUGUCAACAAAGCAAACAAGACAGAUAGAGAGCUUCUUGAUAUAACCAAGGAAUACUUUCCGUUCAAGCAGGAUGACAAAUGGAACAAACUUCGAGUAACUUACUUCCUCCAUUUCUACGGGCACAUGUACGGCAAGCUACAACAGUGGGAAUAUGGCAAACCUGUACCAGUAACAGAUACUGACAAAAAUUUCUUGAGGGGAAUCAUCCGGUCAGAAACAGAACCUGCAUUCUUUGUUGCUCAUGCCAUUGCUAUCAAUGGAUUCAUCAAGUUCAAGUUGGAGCAUAAUGUUGACAAGUAUCUCCAAGCUCUAUCCAGGUUAAUUGCUGUUUGGGAUUCAGCCAAAGAUGAGGACAACGCAUGUGUGCUGCCCAUUCUGUAUGACGAUGCAGAUCUCAAAAUAGCUCCCAAAACAGCAGGCGAAUUCCUCAUGGUGCUUCGAAUCACCGCGGAAGCCAGUUGUUCUAUGUUUCUCAUUGCAAAGUGGGACUCCAACAAAUUUGUGAAAGCUGUGUCUGCGAUUCCUGGGGACCAGUGUGACUGUUGUGGCUCACAAGAAAAGUCCAUUCAUGAAAUGGGAGUUUGUGGGCGUUGCCGUGUCACGUACUAUUGCUCCAAGGAAUGUCAGCAGAAGCACUGGCAGCAAGUGCAUUGGAAAUUGUGCCGCAAAAAGGGGGAAUUUCGCCGUGGUGAUGAAGUCAUCACACUAGAGCCCUUUGCAUCAGUUGGCUUUGGAGAACACUGUCGCAUUGUGUCUCGGGCUCCAGAUCGUACCAGAGGUCUCUGGAAUGUGGCUGAAAUGGAGGGAGAAGAGACAUGCAUCAUAUCUGCAGAGAAACUACGGGUUGAUAGCUGGGUUGUUCGGGGCUUCAUGGAUGAGGUUGAGGUGCUGAAACGCAUGGCGAUGGGAUAUCAAAAGGCAGCAGAAAACGCGAAGGAAGAUACUGGUCCACCCCCAGAAUCAUCCAGUCAAGUUGAUCUGUAUGUCAUAUCUCUUGAGAAGUGGGAUUGAACCAUCUCUAUAUGCUAGGGCUUAGGACAGUUCUAGCUAGUACUAAAGGAAGUAAUAAAAAUUUGCAUGUUCAAGCG
Molecule: messenger RNA, 1471 nt
Organism: Seminavis robusta
Lineage: Eukaryota; Bacillariophyta; Bacillariophyceae; Naviculales; Naviculaceae
Source: the annotation of a GenBank genome assembly